AUGCCGAAGGCGUCCGCCGACCCGGUCACGCCGUUCCGAGGCUACUGGGACGAGGAGGAAGAGAACGCGCUCCGCGAUGCGGUGCAGAAGCACGGGAUCGGGUCGUGGGAGAAGAUGCGCCACGACGAGCAGUUCAAAGUCCUCAAGGGACGCACGGGCGUCCAGCUGAAGGACAAAUGGCGCAACCUCAUCAAGUUCCAGCACCUCCGCAGGGGGGAGGCGGAGAGCGCGCCGUAUAAGAGCGGCGCGAGAGGGCCCGCGCCGGGGAGCUCGAAGAAGCGCAAGGCGGACGACGACAGCAAGAAGAAGAACGCCAGCAGAGACGCCGGGAAGGGAGCCAAGGGCGUCAAGGGCGCGAAGAAGCUCACGGCCAAGGAGAAAAAAGCCGCCGCCGCGAAAGAGGCGGCGGCGGCGAAGCGAGAGAAGGCGAGAGCGACCGCGGCGAAGACGGCGCGGACGCAAGACGCGGUGCGAAGGAACCAAGAAGCCCUCGCGAAGAAGCUCGAGGCGUCGACGAAGGCGGCGAAGAAGGGGGGACCCGGCGGACCCGGCGUCAAAACCGCCGCGGGCGCGGGUGGCGCGUCGGCGGCGGACGAGGACAACAAGAAACCCACGUGGGGCGGCCCGAAGAAACGCUUCAAGACGGCGUACCACGACGCGGAGGACGCGGGCGGCGGCGCGACGGAUGAAAAGGGAGGGGCCGUGACUUCCGCGGCGGCGGCGGCGUUGAGCGAGGCGACGGAGGCGUCGCGCGCGGCGGAGCGCGCGCUUCGAGAGGCCAACGCCGCCGUCGCCGAGUCGCAGCGCGAGCGCGAGGGCGCCGUCGCCGCGGUCACGAGCGCGGAGCAAGUCCUCAUCGCGGUGAAGACGUCCGUGGAGGACGCGGAGGCGAUGUAUAACAACGUCCGCGAGGAGCUGGCGAGGAUGCACGCGUACGACCACGAGGAACACGACGAGCACGAGGAGCACGAGGACGACUGGGAUAAGUACCUGCAUUUCGGCGACGGCGGCGAGGAGAAGGAGAAGGACGGCGGCGACGCGUCGCCGAAGCGGAAGACGCCGCGUAAUUCCAUGCGGUCCACGAUGCCGGCGGGCGCGGCGGGCGGCGCGGGCGCGGCGGCGACGCCCGCGGAGCCUGGCGCCGCCGCCCCGGAGGGCGUCGUCGUCACCGCGGCGGAGGCGGAAGCCGCGGAGACGGCGGCGCGUCAGUUCCACGCGCUGCGCGGCGGCAUGAAGGACGUGGAGACGACCCACGCGGCGAACACCGCGCAGGCGUCCGCCGCCGACGCCGCGCACCACGGAGGCCACGCGCAUCACGGUGGGCAUCACGGGUUCCAGCCGUCGCUCCAGGAGGCGGAGCAGUUUUUGCUGUCGGAGCUGAAGAAGCUCGAGGCUGCCAACGCGGCGCUGAUGUCCGCGCGCGCGCGGCUCGCGGAGAUCGACAGGCGCCUGGCCGCGGCGAUUCAGCGCGUGGGCGAGUGCGAGAUGCGCGCUCGGAGGGAACGCGAACGCGUCGCGACGCUGGCGGCGGGCGCGAAGGCGGCGGGCGGCGGCGGCGGCGGCGGCGGCGCGUGGGGCGUCGAGGGCGGGCUCGACGAGCUCGACGACGACGACGACGACGAGGAGGAGGAGGAGGAGGAGGAGGACUCCGAGGAGGACUCCGAGGAGGUAGAGAGAGCGGCGAAAAAGGCGCGACGCGCGUCGCACAAGGAGGGCGGCACGAGCGGCGGCGGCGGGAAAGUCAUCGAGGACCGACGGUUCGGCAUCUACGACUCGCGAAGAUACCGAAUGGAGGGCGAGCCCGCGCCGCCGGAUCCGAGCGACGACGAGGACUCCGGGCCGCCGUACCGAAGUCACGAGCCCGCGACGCGCGGCCGUCCGCCGGGCUCGGGGAAGGGCCGCAAGAGCGCUCCUUCGGGGGCGAGCCGCGGGGCUCAGGAAGAAAAAGCGGGCGGGAAGAAAAAGUAUCUCUCGCACCAUCGCGACGGCACGAAGCUGUCUUCCGACAUCGAGGUCAAACCGCCGAGCAAAGGCGCGCGCGCGAGGGGGUACAACGGCGGCCGCGGCGGCGGCGCGGCCGCGGGCGCGGCGCGAGGCCCCGGCAGGCCGACGCGCGCGUCCGCCGAGGUCGCGGCGGAGGCGGCGGCGGCGGCGGCGGCGGACAAGCACCAGGGGUUCCGGUUCAAGGGCGACGAGCGUCUGAACGCGCGCGCGGGGCGGUCGUUCGUCGACUCCAACGCGGGGGUUCGCUCGUCCGGCGCGUGGAAGAUGAAGCGUCGGCGGACGCGGCAGGCCAUCGGACGGCCCGCGGUGGGUCCCACGUCGUGGGCGGCGGUGUGCUCGAACGCGCUGUGGCGGGUCGGCGAGCUCGAGGCUGCGAUCGCGCGCGACGACGGCGACGACGGCGACGGCGACGGCGACGAGGGCGGCGGGUCGCGGAUGGGCGGGUUCGGGUUCGGGUUCGGACGCGGCGGCGGCGGCGGCGCGGACGGGGACGAGACGAGCAGCGAGGCGGACAGCGACGACGGCGGGUUUGAGGGCGAGGACGAGGGCGACCUCGGGAUGGUGCUCGAUCUGCAGUUCGACGACGAGUUGGGUUGGGAGAACGACGUCGCGUUGCUGUGA
This is a messenger RNA of Micromonas pusilla CCMP1545, 2625 nucleotides long. RefSeq lists its product as uncharacterized. The record is from RefSeq and is a predicted model, not a curated record. The transcript has 4 exons. Gene Ontology annotation, molecular function: double-stranded telomeric DNA binding. NCBI's taxonomy places the organism in Eukaryota, Viridiplantae, Chlorophyta, Mamiellophyceae, Mamiellales, Mamiellaceae. The coding region runs from base 1 to 2625 and encodes 874 amino acids.